AUGGAGUUAGUGUUGGAGUUUUCGGUUCAUAACCAGGUUGUAAUGUUUAUUGGAGAAGCAGAUCAAGUGGUGAACAACGCGCUUUUGGGGUUUUAUGUGGAUACUAGUUGCUUAGAUGAGGUCUUAAAGGUGUUUGAGGUAAUGCCUCAACGAAACGUGGUGUCUUGGAACACUUUAAUUGCUGGUUUAGCUGGACAAGAUAGACCAUCAGAGACGCUUGGUGCUUUUAGAGUUAUGCAGGGAGAAGGAAUGGGGUUCAGUUGGGUUACCCUUACAACUGCUUUGCCCGUGUGUGCUCAGCUUACUGCACUUCAUAGUGGGAAGGAUACUCAUGGAUUUGACAGAAUGCACAACAGGGAUUUGACAUCAUGGAAUACAAUGCUGGCUGGAUACUCAAUCAAUGGUCAAAUAAAUGAAGCCUGGGCUUUAUUUGAUGAAAUGAUAAGGUCUUCCAUCAAACCAGAUGGGAUUACUUUUGUUGUCUUGCUUUCGGGUUGUAGCCAUUCAGGACUCACCAGUCAGGGACAAAGACUGUUUAAUGCGAUGGAGGAUUAUGGGGAGCAACCAUCUUUAGAGCAUUAUGCUUGUCUGGUGGACAUAUUGGGUAGGUCAGGGAAACUUGAGGAGGCAUUAAAUGUGGCAGAGAACAUUCCAAUGAGACCAAGUGGCAGCAUUUGGGGGUCAUUGCUUAACUCGUGCCGACUUCAUGGAAAUGUUCCUCUAGCUGAAAUAGUUGCAAAGCGACUAUUUCAGAUUGAACCUAACAAUCCUGGAAAUUAUGUGAUGCUUUCAAAUAUAUAUGCAAAUGCAGGAAUGUGGGAAGAUGUGAAGAGAGUUAGGGAAAUGAUGGCAAUGACCAGAAUCAAGAAAGAUGUCGGGUGCAGUUGGAUACAAAUAAAACACAAGAUUCAUACAUUUGUGGCUGGAGGGAGCACUAAUUUUCGUCGUUCUGCUGAGUAUAUUAAAAUUUGGAACGAGUUGUCAAAUGCUAUUAAAGACUUGGGAUAUAUACCUAACACGAGUGUUGUUCUCCAUGAUGUAAAUGAAGAUAUGAAAGCAACAUGGGUUUGUGAGCACAGUGAGCGUCUUGCUGCGGUAGCUGCCCUCAUUAACACUGGCGCAGGAAUGCCAAUUAGGAUUACCAAGAAUCUUAGGGUAUGUGUUGAUUGUCAUUCUUGGAUGAAGGCUGUUUCAAAAGUGACAAAGAGACUAAUUGUAUUACGAGAUACAAACCGGUUCCACCAUUUUCAAAAUGGCACUUGUUCUUGUAAAGAUUAUUGGUAAACAAAACCAAGACGAAUAACUAUUUAAUACUAUCCAAUUCGAGCUUUUGG
Messenger RNA from Vigna unguiculata (cowpea), 1334 nucleotides. The record is from RefSeq and is a predicted model, not a curated record. NCBI's taxonomy places the organism in Eukaryota, Viridiplantae, Streptophyta, Magnoliopsida, Fabales, Fabaceae.